AUGACUUCCACACGAAGAAUGUCGGAUCCUGGAACUUCCGAAAAUCCAAAUAUUCCUGGAUCAAAUAAACAAAAUCUGAUUUUGGAUGGUCCUACACAAUUCCGAGCUUCACUCUUCAAAUAUUUGCCACUAGUAGACAGGUAAAUUUAAUUUAUUUUCAUAUUUGAAAUAAAACAAGUCGAUUUAAUUAUAGACAACGAAUGCGUUUUGUGAAUAAAGAAAUGAGAGAUGUAGUCGAUUCAUAUCCAACAAUAAUCAAUAAAUUCAAAAUGAUACCAGACGCAUCAGCAAGUUUACCAGUGAUGGUUGAAUUUCCAGUAAGUUGGCUCAACUUUUCUUUUAUUCAUGGCAAUCAAUUAUUUUUUUUUCACACAGAAUGCGUGUCGAGUUACAAUGGAAACAGAGGGAAAAAUAUAUUCAUUAUAUUUUAUGAUAAAUCGAGAAAGAACAAAAAUAGUAACAAAACGAGAAAUGGAUGGAUGUUCUAUUGGUGUGAUUGUGGAUGAUGGUUGUAAUAUUCAUGAAUGUGCUUCAAAAUGGGCAACUCGAUUAUUAACUCGAAGUGGUUUAGAAUAUCAAUAUGUAUAUUUAGAUGUUAUUUGGCAAGCGCCGACGUUUCCAAGACAAUGUAAAGCUGAAACUUUGUGUUUGAUACAAAGCAGAUAUUCAUUAGUCGAAGAUUUGAUGGAUACGUGGAUUUCGAUGUUUAAAGCGCCAAUCAAAAAAUUGCAAAUCUCUUCAUCUUUUGUUUUUUCAAGUGGAAUUGAUGAGUCGGAAUUAGUUCAUAGUGCAAAUGAGUUACAUAUUGAGGGAAUUUGUGAUUUUCUACCCAAGACAUAUCCAUUGAUUGAAUCAAACACUUUUGUGCAUUCUGAUUUGAGAUAUCCAACCGAGGAACUUAUGCAAGCACUCAUAUUGCAGUUUAGAGUAAGUUUUUUUUUAAUGGGGCUUUAUUUUGGGGGACAACCGGCUUGAAUUUAUCAACUCGGUGAACAAGUUUGAGCUCAAAAAGCAUUUCAUUUUCAAAAAAUUAAUUCUACUCCGAUAUUCUAAACUUUUUUUCGAAACUUCUUAUAAAAAUUAUCUUCAAUGUCAUCAUAUUUUCACUGCCCCCUUCAAAAUAAUAUGAUUUUCUCACAGAGAUACAUGGAAAACGAAGAUUAUGAAUUCUCAGAGAAUAAGAACGGAAGACCAGUGGAGAGUUUUCGGAGUUCCGGCGGAGAGAAACCGGAAUUCCAUUCUACCACCGCUGGAAGUCCGAAAACUCUCCGCCGGAAGUCCGAAAACUCUCCGCCGGAGCUCCGGGAGGCAAAAUUUUCAAAAUUAAAAAGGAAAAUAUGAGGUUGAUGGGGCUACUAUCUGAAGCUGUUUUUGUCAUCUGGAACAUAUUUGAAGCAUCUGAAACUGAUUUAUGAUAAGUCGGUUUGAUUUCUAAGUAGUCUGUUUUGAUCUGCCACUAGUGGGGGGUCGAACCAGGCUAUUGAGGGUGGAUCAAUAGGCAGUCAUUCACCCAAAUACACCAUCCACGCGCGUAGAAACAGCGGCGGCGAUUGGUCUUUAUAUAUUUUGUAUCACCAGAAUUUGUAUAUAUGUUCAUACUUUUGACCCACAAAUUAGCUAUUUAAGGAUUAAAAUUAAUUAUUUGAAAGUUGUUUCAUAUGAGAUUUAUCUAGUUUUCCAAAUAUUUUUUGAAAACAUACAAAAAUGAUGUUUUUAACUCCAGAGAGUCAACAUUGAACAUUUUAAUCUUAAGUUUUUUGAUUUAAAAAUGUUCGUAAAAUAGUGCUGAAAUUUCAAUUUUCGAAACAUGUGUUUAUAAUUUUUACUUGAAAAGAAACGAAUAAUUUUCUCAGGCUGAUUUAAAUUUUCUAAUUCAUGAAUACUUUAAGAAAAGAGAUAAUAGUAAUAGAAAUUACUGUAAAACUUUUUUUUGUUAGAAACGAGUAAGGUUAGUUGGUAAAAUCAUAAUGAGGCAACUGUUUUCCAGUCUUUGAAGUUGGGAUGAAAUUCAUGAAAUUCACAAACUAAAACUUUUCAAAUAUUCAUUUUUCCGUUCACAAUUUGGUCGUCUAAUUAAAAAGUUCAUUCCUCAACGUCUAACCGAAAACCUUAUGGAAAAACACAUGAAAAUUGAAGUUUCAACUCAAAAGUCAAAAGUUCACUUCUUCUCUCCGCCGUAGUCUUUCUGGACAAAAUUGGUAACUCCGCCGGAGAGAAUUCUCCGCUGGAAUUCCAAAAGAAAGCCGAAAUCUCAUCCCGGAACUCCAGCGGACAAUGUUCUCCACUGGUUUUCCAAGUUUUGGAGUCUGUUUUUGUCGUUCUGGCAAAAAAACAAAUCUGGAAGUCCAUCGGAGAGAUCUCUCCGACGGGAUUCCGAAAUUCGCUAUUUCGGGACUCCAGCGGAGGAGUUUGUCCACUGGGUUUCCGUUCUUAUUCUCUGAGUUCAAAUAUAUUGGAAGAAAUUGGGAUGUUGAAAAUGGUGAAAAAUUCAUCAAACUUAUGCUUGAAGAACACGAAAAAUUAUAUGUGUAAGUAAUUAUUUUUCAAAAAAUUAUCUUUAAAUUUUCAUUCUCUUCCAGAUCUCGAAGUGCAACACUGGUCACAAUAAUGAAAUGUCGAAAAAGCAAACAUUUUCAACUUUUUUGUCAUUAUGAAGGUGAUAUUGAUCCAUAA
Caenorhabditis angaria is the source of this 2673-nucleotide messenger RNA. The record is from the annotation of a GenBank genome assembly. Lineage: Eukaryota; Metazoa; Nematoda; Chromadorea; Rhabditida; Rhabditidae.